UCCGGGGCUUUGUGCGAGCCCGGGCGAUAGCAUCGGCGGCGGCUGGAGGAGGAGCGGCCGGAGACGCGUGCAAGCCCGCUCGGCAGCCGGGGCAGGUGGGAAGCCCGCGCGGGAGCUGAGCCGACACGAACCGGAGACGCCGCAGCCUAGUCCGAGCGGAGCCCGGGCGGAGCCCAGGAGCACUUGCUCGCAGGCGGCCUGUGGGCGGCAGCCGAGGCGGGGCGGGCGCCGGCGAGGCGGCCCCCCAGUAAGAUGUGCGCAGCGCCGCGGGGCGCCCCCUACUCGCAGAGGCGCUCGGGAGCCGGGCGGCUGGGCCAGGCGGCGCCUCGGGGGCUGCUGCUCGCCCGCGCCUAGAGCUGCCGCCCCAGGGAGCCCGCCACGGCCGCGCCCCGGGCACGCUCGGUGGCGCCCAACGAUGACCGCUCCCUGGCGGCGCCUCCGGAGUCUGGUUUGGGAAUACUGGGCCGGGCUCCUCGUGUGCGCCUUCUGGAUCCCAGACUCGCGCGGGAUGCCCCACGUCAUCCGGAUCGGAGGAAUCUUUGAGUAUGCGGAUGGCCCCAACGCCCAGGUCAUGAACGCCGAGGAGCAUGCCUUUCGAUUUUCUGCCAACAUCAUCAACAGGAACAGGACUCUGCUGCCCAACACAACCUUGACUUACGACAUUCAGCGGAUUCACUUCCAUGAUAGCUUCGAGGCCACCAAGAAGGCCUGUGACCAGUUGGCACUGGGUGUAGUAGCCAUCUUUGGGCCAUCGCAGGGCUCCUGUACCAACGCUGUUCAGUCCAUCUGCAACGCCUUGGAGGUGCCCCACAUCCAACUGCGCUGGAAACACCAUCCCCUGGACAACAAGGAUACCUUCUACGUGAACCUGUACCCCGAUUAUGCCUCUCUCAGCCACGCCAUCCUCGACUUGGUCCAGUCCCUCAAGUGGCGGUCAGCUACCGUGGUCUAUGACGACAGCACAGGUCUCAUCCGGCUGCAGGAACUCAUCAUGGCCCCAUCUAGGUACAACAUUCGCCUGAAGAUCCGCCAGCUCCCCAUUGACUCGGAUGACUCACGCCCCUUGCUCAAGGAGAUGAAGAGGGGCCGGGAGUUCCGCAUCAUCUUCGAUUGCAGCCACACCAUGGCAGCCCAGAUCCUCAAGCAGGCCAUGGCCAUGGGCAUGAUGACAGAGUACUACCACUUCAUCUUCACCACGCUGGAUCUCUAUGCUCUAGACCUGGAACCUUACCGCUACUCGGGGGUGAACCUGACCGGGUUCCGCAUCCUCAACGUGGACAACCCCCAUGUCUCAGCCAUUGUGGAGAAGUGGUCCAUGGAGCGGCUCCAGGCGGCUCCCCGGGCAGAAUCUGGCCUGCUGGAUGGAGUGAUGAUGACCGAUGCGGCCCUGCUCUACGAUGCUGUCCACAUCGUGUCCGUGUGCUACCAGCGAGCGCCGCAGAUGACCGUGAACUCCCUGCAGUGCCACCGGCACAAAGCCUGGCGCUUCGGCGGCCGCUUCAUGAACUUCAUCAAGGAGGCUCAAUGGGAAGGAUUAACUGGACGGAUUGUUUUCAACAAAACCAGUGGCUUGCGGACUGAUUUUGAUCUGGACAUCAUCAGCCUGAAGGAGGAUGGCCUGGAGAAGGUUGGGGUGUGGAGUCCAGCUGACGGUCUCAACAUCACUGAGGUUGCCAAAGGCCGAGGUCCUAAUGUCACCGACUCUCUGACCAACAGGUCGCUCAUUGUCACCACUGUGCUGGAGGAGCCCUUUGUCAUGUUCCGCAAGUCCGAUAGGACCCUUUAUGGCAAUGACCGGUUUGAGGGCUACUGCAUCGACUUGCUGAAGGAGCUGGCGCAUAUCCUGGGCUUCUCUUACGAGAUCCGGCUGGUGGAAGACGGCAAGUACGGGGCGCAGGACGACAAGGGCCAAUGGAACGGCAUGGUCAAGGAACUCAUUGACCACAAAGCAGAUCUGGCCGUGGCUCCCCUAACCAUCACCCAUGUCCGAGAGAAGGCCAUCGAUUUCUCUAAGCCUUUUAUGACCCUCGGAGUGAGCAUCUUAUAUCGCAAGCCCAAUGGCACCAACCCGAGUGUCUUCUCUUUCCUCAACCCCCUUUCCCCGGACAUCUGGAUGUACGUGCUCCUCGCCUACCUGGGUGUCAGCUGUGUCCUCUUCGUCAUCGCCAGAUUCAGCCCUUAUGAGUGGUACGAUGCUCACCCCUGCAACCCUGGCUCCGAGGUGGUGGAGAAUAACUUCACACUGCUCAACAGCUUCUGGUUUGGAAUGGGUUCCCUGAUGCAACAAGGCUCGGAGCUGAUGCCCAAAGCCCUGUCUACCCGCAUCAUUGGCGGCAUCUGGUGGUUCUUCACACUCAUCAUCAUCUCCUCCUACACGGCCAACCUGGCUGCCUUCCUGACCGUGGAGCGCAUGGAGUCUCCCAUUGACUCUGCCGACGACCUGGCCAAGCAGACCAAAAUUGAGUAUGGUGCUGUCAAGGAUGGGGCCACCAUGACCUUCUUCAAGAAAUCCAAGAUCUCUACGUUUGAGAAGAUGUGGGCCUUCAUGAGCAGCAAGCCCUCCGCGCUGGUGAAGAACAAUGAGGAGGGGAUCCAGCGGACACUCACAGCAGACUACGCGCUGCUCAUGGAGUCCACUACCAUAGAGUACAUCACACAGAGGAACUGCAACCUCACCCAGAUUGGUGGCCUCAUUGACUCCAAGGGCUAUGGCAUCGGCACCCCCAUGGGCUCCCCCUACCGGGACAAAAUCACCAUCGCCAUUCUGCAGCUGCAGGAGGAGGACAAGCUGCACAUCAUGAAGGAGAAGUGGUGGCGAGGCAGCGGGUGCCCCGAGGAGGAGAACAAGGAGGCCAGCGCACUGGGCAUCCAGAAGAUUGGCGGCAUCUUCAUCGUCCUGGCCGCCGGCUUAGUCCUGUCCGUGUUGGUGGCCGUGGGCGAAUUUAUAUACAAACUCCGCAAGACGGCGGAGCGGGAGCAGCGCUCCUUCUGCGGCACAGUAGCCGAUGAGAUCCGCUUCUCCCUCACCUGCCAGCGCCGCCUCAAGCACAAGCCGCAGCCUCCAAUGAUGGUCAAGACUGACGCGGUCAUCAACAUGCACACGUUUAACGACCGCAGGCUUCCGGGCAAGGACAGCAUGAGCUGUAGCACCUCGCUAGCCCCUGUCUUCCCGUAGAUGUGGGUACAGCGAGGACUUCAGGCCUGGUCCACGCAGGGGAAAGCAAAGGAGACCGGAAGGGACAUCCUCAUCUCGUGCUGGCCUCGGGGAUGGAGCUGCUACUCACAUCCAGCUGUGGACCAUCAGCUCUUACCUACCAGGAAACCAGUGGGCCCUCGGCCAGCUGCUUGGGCUUCAUCUCCUCUUGUCUUUUCUAUGGCUUUCUAAAGCUGUGAAGGCCAGCGGAAGCACACGCCUCUCAGGCUCCACCCACCACCCCUCUCUUCUCCACAGCCAGGAGUUUCUACCAUGGCUGUGUGGAGGCCUCUGAAGAUGGCUCUUACCCUCUCUUCCUUUCCCUCAAGCCCGGGGCCUUCUAGCAUGCAGCCAUGAGAGCGGAGACUCCAACUUUGAACACCCGAAGGAUGUUCUAAUGAGGCUGCUGGUGGGAGCCCAAAGGCAGCCAGCCACCCACACGUGGACAGAAACAAGUCUUCAGCCCUUAAAGACUGUUCGCCUGGGUCUGGUCUUCUCAACUUGACUUCACCCACAGAAGCCCCUUGACAACACAGAACGCGGUGUGGAAAGGAGGAGUCUGGUACGGGAGAAGAAUGCACAGGCAGAGGCUGCGGUCACAGGUGUUUGAGGUCAGUGUCCCAAGGCACACUUCUGGGAACGUGAAAGAGGUAACAACCAUGGCAAAUUUCUUCUCCACUUCUGAAACAGAGAAGAGAAGACACCCUCCCUCGUAAGGAGUGUCCAAAGACUCAGUUGUCAUUGGAAGGCCAGCAGAAGAAAUACGGAUGCUAAGAAAAGCCCACAGGCCCUUGAUCUAGCAGACCAGCUUUGCUGGUAAGCAAGCCAGCAUUCAGGACCCUGGGUUUCCCACCAUCUACUCAUUAGUGAGUUCCUGUCCCCGCCCAUUUGCUUUUGGCUUCCCUCUGUUAUCCUGAAAAGAGAAGAAGAGCCCCCAACUAAAGUACAAGUCAAAAGAGGGGUUGGUGUUCCCCUCCGCAGACAAAUUUUGGGGUAGACGGGAGAAGCCAGAGUGGACCGAAGAACUUUCUGGGCAUGCCCAAUCUAAAGAGCCCUCUAGAGAAAGAAAGCUUUCAGCGGUGGGAUGAGACCUCCAGAGGCCUCCAGGGUGGGGCAGGAGAAGCUGCCUCCUGGAAAAUUAACCAAAGACCCAACACAGAGAUACAAGGCCAUGCCGGUCUUGGUCUCUUAUCUGGAGCAGCUAUGGUCUUGGAGGUCUGGGGGAGAAAAAAAGAAGCAGAAGAGAAGCCAGGGAGGGGACAACCAAUGGGGUGGGAAGGUGACCUGUGGUUCCCACUCUGGAGGUUUGAAACUAUAAAAUCUUAGGAAAGAUCCAGAUGUGAGGGGUUAGGCAAAAAGUGUCCUUACAGAGAGCAUGACAGGGCCAUCAGGGCCCCCACUGCUGCUAAAGAUGGAAGUUGGUCUCCAAUGAGAGACCAGGGUUGGCAACAUGGGUUGAGAGCUGGGGGACUCUAGUCCCACUCUCCCUCGCUUUCCUGGUGCUGCCAGGCUUGGAUGAGCUACAUCUAGAGAUCAAGAGCCUUCUCGGCAGAAGUAAAGUAACCCCUUCAGCCAAGCAGGGUCCCCCUACUGGCAUAUAUGAUUAACCCCCUCAUGCUGGUUCUCGGGAGCUCUGACUGUCUGUCUUCACUGGAGGGAUGAGAAGGGAGACUUGCAGCCAAGCCCAAUGCAUGGAACAAUAGGAAAAGCCAUGCUGGCAGGAGGGAAGAGUGUGUACAUGUCUGUGUGUUUGACUUUGUGUGUGUGAGUCUUGGGGGCUGGUGGUAAAGGACAGACAUGGGUAUAUAAGUAGUCCGUAGCAGGCAAUAAUAGGGGCCUCCUUUGGGACCUGGUUGUAUAUGGUGUGUGUGUGUGUGUGUGUGUGUGUGUGUGUGUGUGUGUGUGAAAUGGAGAGGAAGGAGCCCAAUCAGGACCAGCAACAGAGCCUCAUCUAUGUAAAAACAGGAGAAGCCAUGUUGAGAUGGGGUUCUGAUGAGUAUAUGGAUGGACGUGAGUGUGCAUGAAUUUGUGUGUCUGUAUGUGUGCACGCGUGCACAUGCACAUGUGUGCGCAUCUGUAUACUGAAUGACAGGUUGGGGAGCAGGAUACAACCUGCAGUAUAGCCAAAUAUAUGUAAAAGGAGAAGCCAUGUCAUCAGAGGUCCUUGUAUGAGUGUGUGCACACACACACUUGUGUGCCCUGAAGACAGCAGGGGAGGGCAGAACAGACUGCUGUGUGUGCCCCAUGGGUGGAUGUGUGCUGUGCUGUGCUGUGCAGGAGAAGUCAUGUGAAAAUGAAGUGUGAAUGUGUAUGUGUGUGUGCAUGUGUGUACUCAUACCCAUGCAUGUGCAGACGUGUACCCAAAUUCCAGUUCACAUCAUGAGUUGAGGCAGCAGAGCAAUCAGUCAGGACACCAGGGUUUGUUUGCAUGCCUGUCGUAGGAGGGAUCAUUUGCCACAGCUUUCCUGAGGCUCCGUGGGGAAGUACGCAGGGACUUCGGGGCUCACAACUGGUGACUCCUCUUUUGCUCUUCAUGGUAUCCUGUUGGGAGGAGAAACAUCCCCUUUCUUUUUCUUUUCUUUCUUUUUUUUAACCAACCCUGCCGACAGGAUUCUAAUGAAAGCAUUCCUAUCCACUGUAUUCAUUAACCACUGUCUUAUGUUGUCCAAUACAGUUGUAUAACACACACCCAUAUCCGUGUUCAUAUCACACAUGUGCUUUUGUGCAUGACACGGCAGAUGUGUCAUGUUCUUCUGAGGCUAUGCACAUAUGUAGACUGUGAUGGGAGAAGGAACGGGACGUAGUUGGCAGGAAGGAUGUUCAGAGAGGGAAUGAGGAGAGAUGGGUGAAGGCAUUGGGUUGGUUUAUAGACUCAUGGGGAAAGGGGUGGCAUGCUGCAGGAUCUCCCCUUCUGCUUGAGCCUUACAUCCAGAGGUAUGGCAUUAAUGUCUGCCCUCUGGCUGAAAUUCUAUGCUUGUCCUAGAGACCAUCCCAGUGCCAGCCCACCCUGGAGACCACCCUGCCCAGCUGAGCUGGGUCUCUUUCAGGGUAGGGCAGGAAGUCAAGAGGGAGGCAGAUCAUUCAAGUGGAAAUCUGUCCCAACCCCCUAAGGGGUGCACAGAACAGGGGCUGGAGCACACAGAGGCCCUGAGGAAUAGUGAGAAACACCAGAGCAGGUUUGGAUGGAGCAGAUGGGGUAUACCUAAGCAGGUGUCGGCUGGCUGUCUCUGUCUGGUCCUGUAGACCAACCCUGACCAGAAGAGCACCUCAUGCCACUAUGUCUGAGCCUGAGCUCCACCUCCAUAUACUAGUCCAUCAAAGGGAACAGCAUCUACCCUUUCCAGGCCCUGGGGGCUAUUAUACAAGGAGCCUCCUUCUGCCGCCACCAUGACCUACAUCCCAUUUCUCUGCUAUGGACAGAUGAUGAAACCUGAGCACUCUGGGUGGCUCCCAUCUGCAGGUGUCUUACAAGAGGGGAAGAUGGGGUAUUGGCCAGUGAGCUCCACUUAGAAUCCCUGAGGUAGGAGGAGAUUGCCCCUCUUCAGCCUGGACUGUGUCUCCUGGGACCUGCCCUUGUGGCAUGCAGUGGGGGAGGGGUGAGAAGAUUAAAUAUAUCCGUGGGAGAGCAGAAGUCUGACUGGGCCCAUAGUCCCCAAGAACCUUCUGCCUCUCCUAACUUUCUUUCUAGUCCAGGGAGGGCUGAAGGUGGGGGGCAGCUGCUGCUGCUUCGUGCUGCAUGAGGUCAUUACACACACACACACACACACACACACACACUCCAGAGACAUUCUCUGCUGUAGGCACCAGCAUCUGAACACGACAACUCCAUGGUCCACCUCUGGAACUGCCCUGCAUGGAUGCCCAUCUGGAAAGGCCCCGAUGUCAUGGACAAACAACUGUAUGGAGUAAACAUCUGGAACCCACCCAGCCCAAUGGACAGAUGUGAGAAUUGGGCCCAGCCCCGUGGGCAGGUCUUUGAGUAAGAUACAUCUGGACAUCCCAGGUUGUUGGAGCAAGGUGCACAGCUGGAAUAGGCCGAGCCACUUGCUGCAGUGGGAGGGGCCUUGCCCUCUUUCUCCAUGUUCUGGAGUUGAAAUUUUAGAGUUGAGGUUUAUGUGAAGUCACAGAAAUGUUUUAGGUAGAAGGCUAAUGUUCUGUACAAUAUAUAUAUGAAUGUAAAAUAUAUAUAUAAUGCUUAUAUAUAUAUGCACAGUGUAUAUAUGACCCUCAACCCCUGUGUAUACAACCCUUCCCUGCACGUCUGCACACAGUGUACAGAACCCAGCCAGUAUGGGUGGGGACCCAGUGAGAGAUGGGGGCUGCAGCAGAAAAGUCGCGUUUACUUACACAGCCCUCUGGAACAAGCCAGGCCUUGCCAGCGUCUGCAUCAGUGCUGUGGACCAUGCAGAGAGGCCAGAAUAGUGUGGAGCUGGCAGGUGAACCGGGGAAGGGGCAGCCACGGGUGCGAGUCUCCAAAGGCAGAGCAGUGGGCAUGUCUGGAGAACAAGGCCUUUUUGGUCCUUGAUCCCUGAGCCAACAGCACAGUCUAGUCCCGGUAUCUAGUGCUAGGGAGAAGAAUGAGGAAAGCAGAGUCAGUUUCCCGGGCCUACUCUUACGCCUGCCUGCAGGAUGGCCUGGAAGGUGUCAGGCUGCAUCUGAAACAUGCUGGAUGGCAUGGGCCUCAUGUGUGCAAGUUACCCACAGCUCCUAGCUAUGGCGAGUCUUUUAAAGAGAAAGGCCUGAGGGCACCGUUGACAUGCCCAUUCAGCACCCUGGUAACCUAGUUAUGAAUCUAGCUCUUAUUCUCCUGCCUUCUAGAAGAGCAGCCCUCUAAUCACGCCGUAGUUGUCUGUUUUGCUUUUCUAGACCGAAACUCUGAGGCCUCCCUGUAAAAAGAAGAGGUAUAGAUUCAGUCAGAUGCCAGCCAAGAGUCUGCCCCAGUUCAUUCUGACAUGGUACAAGAUGGGAGGGACUUAUCAAGGAACCAGAGAGAUGAAAGAUUCAAGAAGGCGGCACCUGGCCUUGCACAGCCCCUUACUGUCUGCCAGUCCUUCUUUCUGUUGCUUCUUCCAAACGGCAGCUGGCAAAGAGCCCCUGACAGGUAGGCCACAGACCUCUGUCCCUGCCAUGCCUGGAUCUGUCUGUUGCCAGUAAUUUGAGGCCUUCGGCCCCUUCCUGGGUCCAAGCAUCGCUAGAAUGUGCUGGGGAGAAGAGACCUGAGUUUUGCUUCUGUGUGGUCUGCAGCCUGCCCUCCGCUUCAGCCCCAGCCCUCAGGCCAUCUGCACUUAAAGGCCAGGCAUGCUCCUGCAGCCAUGGCCAAGCGCAUCUAAAUCCAGCCGCUGAGGAGGGUCCUGACCUGGCUCCCUAGAGACCAGAGGCUCCAGGAGCCCUCACGCCACUGUGCUCUGAAACCCCAGCCCAUUCCUGCCUGGGCUGACUUCCUGGCUGGGCCUCCGUGGUGGGGACCUCAGCUCCCAACUCCUGGGCUGAGUCCCCAGACAGCACCAUGGGACUCCAAGAGUCCUGGCCUGUCCCACUUCCCAGACCAGAGUGCCUGGACACCCCCCCCCCCACUCCCACUCAACAAGGUUCCCACACACUGGUCUCUGGGCCAUUCAGGGGGUGCCCUUUGUGGACAUGCAGAAUUUCUAUGAAUAUAGUUUUUUGUAAACAUUUUGUAACAAUUUGGGUUUCAUAGUAACUGUGUUACUUGCCAAUCAUUCUAAGCUGAUGUAAAUAAAUUUCCAAACAAAUCUGAUUAUUUUCCUUUUUAAGACACUGUGAUAUAUCAGAAGUGCACAGUUUGCUGUAUGAAGUAAUAUGGUUUUAAAUUUUAAAUAAAUGUUUUUAGAAAACGG
This is a messenger RNA of Microtus oregoni (creeping vole), 9051 nucleotides long. It is a transcript of the gene Grik3, whose product is annotated as glutamate ionotropic receptor kainate type subunit 3. The record is from RefSeq and is a predicted model, not a curated record. Gene Ontology annotation, biological process: synaptic transmission, glutamatergic; monoatomic ion transport; modulation of chemical synaptic transmission. Gene Ontology annotation, cellular component: kainate selective glutamate receptor complex; plasma membrane; presynaptic membrane. The transcript is spliced from 16 exons. Gene Ontology annotation, molecular function: transmitter-gated monoatomic ion channel activity involved in regulation of postsynaptic membrane potential; kainate selective glutamate receptor activity. NCBI's taxonomy places the organism in Eukaryota, Metazoa, Chordata, Mammalia, Rodentia, Cricetidae. The coding region runs from base 416 to 3175 and encodes 919 amino acids.